This is a messenger RNA of Lichtheimia ornata, 1965 nucleotides long. RefSeq lists its product as uncharacterized. Bases 1 to 1965 code for a protein of 654 amino acids. Gene Ontology annotation, molecular function: DNA-binding transcription factor activity, RNA polymerase II-specific; RNA polymerase II cis-regulatory region sequence-specific DNA binding. NCBI's taxonomy places the organism in Eukaryota, Fungi, Mucoromycota, Mucoromycetes, Mucorales, Lichtheimiaceae. The record is from RefSeq and is a predicted model, not a curated record. Gene Ontology annotation, biological process: regulation of transcription by RNA polymerase II. The transcript is spliced from 10 exons.
AUGGCACGUACCAAGCAAAGACCUCGUCGAGCGGCCUCGAUGGCCAGUAUGGCAGCAGCAACAGCGGCCAUGACACCGCGACGAUCGCAAAGGAACCGUUCAGCUACAACUGGACCGCCAAGUAACAACAACACCAUGGCGAUUCCGCAGCAGCCAUCACUCAUGACACCAAGUGAGCGUGUAGUAUCUCCAGCGCUUACUACUACAACUCUUCCACGUUUGUCACGACGUGCAGCAACUGAGGAUGAUGCUGAUAGCCGUUUUGUGCUUAACUGGGUUCAAGCCAACUAUCAAUAUGAGCCAAACCACAAUGUCCCACGAAGUGGAAUGUACGAGGACUACAAAGCUGCAUGUGUUAGGUGCCAUCAACAACCUGUCAACUCGGCUACAUUCGGCAAGCUUAUCCGCCAUGUGUUCCCUGGUAUCACAACGCGUCGCCUUGGUACUCGUGGUGAAUCAAAGUAUCACUAUUGUGGUAUUCGUCGUCGUAUGGGUCCUCCACCAUCACCAGCCUCUUUCUCUUUGCAAUCACUUCCAUCAUCAUCUUCCCACGAUAUCAGUGGCCAAAUCCCACCACCUCCUCCUCCCCAUCAUCCAUCAGGCGUCACCCCCAAUAUCAUCACACGAUCACAUGCUGGCAACACCGCAGCUUCUGACAUGGCGAGUUCCUCGAAUCCUGCAUAUGGCAGAAUGAAUGCCCCAUUGACAUCAGCAGAUGACCGCAACGAUGACGCGCUUUCCAUCAUGUCGUAUGACCGUUAUCAUCACGCCCAGCAAUAUUCAUCAUCUUUUCAAGUUCCAUCUUCUCCCCAACAACAAGCAAUGCAUGGCGAAAGUGGACCCAGCAGUGGUACAUCAUCAUCCACGCCUCUAUUCCAAUUACCAGAAUUCGCCAUCCAUACGCCCUCAUUGCAAAAUAAUCAGACUGCCAUCGAGUUUUCACGUGUGUACGAGCAGCAUUGCCGAGACAUUCUAGCAUUUAUCCACUCCAACCAAAUCAACAAUGUUUAUACAUCCAUGGUGUCCUUUUACCAAAUGUUGCCUGAUCGCUUUCGCAAUUUGAUUGAUGAUCAUCCUCAAGCGAUUGACGAUAUCUGGCGUUGGGAUUGCUCCCUCUAUGAUGCUAUUAUGGUCCACCUUCUGCCAAACAUAUACACGCCUAUUACUUUUGGUGCCCUCAAGCAAUUGCGAAACUACACUCGUCAGCUACAGCAAUACAUCCGGUAUGCUGUGGAUGUUAGCUAUCCAGAUGAGCUUUAUCAAAAGAAGGCGAGUGUGGCCCAAAUCUUCCAAUCAAAAUUCAAGCGACAUCUCAAGCUCAGUCAAAUGGCUCAAACAACGCUUGCCGUGCUUCAGCAUCCGAACAACUUUGAGUCAAUGAGACGCGACUGGGAUGCUGUGGACUUUGAGUCGAUCAUGGAGCAAGCUACUUGGGUGUGUAAUUGCAAUCAUCAAGAGAUUCAGGAUAUAUUCCAAAACGGCAUCAAGCGUUUGCUUUACUCGGAAGCGGGUCUUCAUGAUUGGAUUAUGUGGAUACAAGGAAUCGUGGAAAGAUAUAUGAGUACCCCACCACAAGCAUCGGCGAGAGAUCCCAACGCUUUUGUACUUCAUGCCAAGGAAUUCAUUCACAAGUGGAACUUUUAUUCAAGCUUGAUUUUAAAAGAUCUCUCACUUGGCCAUGCUGCAAGUGCAGGUUUAUUCCGUACUCUUCGUCAUUUCAUUGAUGACAUGUUGCUUUAUUUGGUGGAGGAACGCCUUGCAAGGAUCUAUAGGGAUGAGGGGCCUAAGCAUCAACACCAACCCCAGCCCUCGCUUCAAGCUCAAGCUCAAGCAACCGCUUCAGGCAGCUCAUCCAGUACUGGAGCACCAGCUCAUACCAAUGAAGACACAUCCACCACCACCGCUGUAACCCAACCAGCACCAUCCACCGUGGAAGUCGAAAUUAGCAGCAAUGAUUCACCCUGA